AUGCCUACCAAAAUCACGCUUGUGGAGCUGGUGCACCUUUCGAUUGGUACCCCGGAGAUUGGCGCUGUCAACUUCAACGCCCUCCACACCUUGCUCGUAGCUAUGCUCAAACAUCUAAACCUGCAGGAAGUCAAAAUUGAGUUGCCUUCCCAGAUCACUGAGCAGAGCCGCAGCACAGAGUCUCUCCGGGGGCCCAUAAGUGGGUACCCGACCAAGGAAAAGAGAAAGGUCAGCAUCAAUAAGCAGCCUUCUGCAGGGCGACUCACACCCCAAAUAAUAGAGGCUCAGGUGAAGGACCUGGGAGUACAGGUACAGGAUUUAGGCAAACAAGUCCAAGCCAUAGAGAGUCAAGUGCAAGGAAUUGAGAGCCAGGUACAGGACAUUGGCUCCCAGGUUGAUGGGUUUGGGGAGCAAAUAGCUGCUUUGGACAAGCUGCCAUCCGGUACCGACCUGCUAGAGAAGACGCCGAGUGGCUCCCGGGUGUCAGAUAUGUGGCAAAUGAUGCAGAUGAAAAAGAAAAUGGAAGCCAAUGAGGACGGCAUUUCCAAGGCUAUGGGACUGAUCCAGGAUGUCAUGAAUGAAGUCAAAGACUUGAAGGCAGAUCAAGAGAAGGGGUAUCUACAGAAGGAGUUUCCCCAGGUGAGAGGGAGCCUUCUUUGCCAUCUUCCAGGUCCCAAACAGGCCAAGUGUCUCCAGGACCUCUCCCUCCAGUACACCCCAGCUGAGGCUGAUACAGACUUCCAAAUCUUAGCAGUGGAAAGCAGAACUUGGGCUGGUCUAUUUCUCAAAAAUUGGGGAACCAUUUGGGCCCUUACUCUCAGGAGCAAAUAGAUUUCUAGACCUUCAGAACUCUCCCACUCCCCCUCCUCUAUUACUAA
Vombatus ursinus (common wombat) is the source of this 878-nucleotide messenger RNA. RefSeq lists its product as uncharacterized. The record is from RefSeq and is a predicted model, not a curated record. Lineage: Eukaryota; Metazoa; Chordata; Mammalia; Diprotodontia; Vombatidae. The transcript has 2 exons. Bases 1 to 831 code for a protein of 276 amino acids.